This is a messenger RNA of Nerophis lumbriciformis (worm pipefish), 2249 nucleotides long. RefSeq lists its product as uncharacterized. NCBI's taxonomy places the organism in Eukaryota, Metazoa, Chordata, Actinopteri, Syngnathiformes, Syngnathidae. The record is from RefSeq and is a predicted model, not a curated record. Gene Ontology annotation, cellular component: PcG protein complex; transcription regulator complex; chromatin. Gene Ontology annotation, molecular function: RNA polymerase II cis-regulatory region sequence-specific DNA binding; DNA-binding transcription factor activity, RNA polymerase II-specific. Gene Ontology annotation, biological process: regulation of transcription by RNA polymerase II.
GGGCAGCUUGAGGCAGUGGCUGAAGGAGGCGAGAGGGAAACACUCGCGGUUGCAAACAAGGGAGAAGUUAGAUGGCGCUUUCCCUUUGUCGCCAUAUGUUUGCGCUUUUUCAAACGCUCUUUUUGUGAUUCGAACCCGCUCGCGUACAAUUCCGUCCGACACAAGGUGCCAGGAUGGAGGAGUCGGUGACCACCUUCGAGACCCAUCUGACGGCCGUGAUGGACAGCCUCAUCCGGGCGUCGGUGUGCGAGAUCACCAAGCUCUUCCAGGAGACGGUGGCCGACUACCUGGUGGAGAUCUCCCUCAACCGGAAGGAGAACGAGGCCCUCAAACUGCGGCUGAGACUGACGGAGAACAAGCUGAGGACCGAGCGCAAGUACGGCAUGGGCUGGGCAGCCGGCCGCCGCAACGCCGGGCUGGCGGCGACGGCGGCGGGCGAGGAAGGCGCGGGGGGGAGACUGAAACGAAAAGUUGAGCUGGACGCAGGCAAGUCAAAGAAGGGCCCCGCAGCAGCCUAUCGCAGGCGCUGGCCUAGAGGCGUGUGGGAGGAAGGUGGUGGCGGCGGAGGAGGAGGAGGAGGAGACUGUGGGGGAGCUGCAACAGGAGGAAAAGAAGGGAAAGAACCCAGGGAGAUGUAUCUGGUCCAGCUCCCGGGGUGUGAGGACGACGAGGAAGGCAUGGCGCAGGAUGAGGAAGGGGAGGGCAGCCUCAGCGGCGAGGAGGAGGAGGAGACGACCAACAUCAAAGAGGAGUUUCCUUCAGUCGACGGAUAUCAACCAGCCUCUCUCAGGCUAAUCAAGGAGGCUCUGAAGAUAGAGCGCCCUAACCACAACCCCCGCAAUAGUUCCAGAGCCCAAAGUGAAGGAGACCUCUCCGACCGUCCCUUGAGCCUUGCCUCCACAAAGAAAGAGGACGACAGCUGGGGCUCUGAGGAGCCAUCAGAGAGCGGUAUGACAAUGGAUGAACUGAGGGGCUUGGAGUCGGCUCUGAGAGCAGAGAUAGGCCGGGAGCAGGGAGCCGUAAUCGCCGCUCAGGGUGUAAGUCCUGCUUCUGAGGUGGUGUUGGCCAGCAAGAUCACCUUGCCUCCCAAGUACAUCGGACUUGAUGGAAUGGAGCAGGAGGGAGAUGUGGAGCCACAGCCGCCUACCCUGCAGCGAGAGGACCAGAUAGGACCAGGCUGGGCAAAGGACCGUGUGAGAUCCGUGGAGCUGAAGUCGGGCAGGUGCAAGAAGACGAGAGAGAAUGACUCGGCUCCAAAUGGGGAGGAGGGAGUCGAGCAGGGGAAGUCGGCGCACCUCCCACAUCCACCUGCUCCAGGAAGUGUCGGCGAGAGCGCAGGGGAAGAGGAUGGCGGUGGCGACCUGCUCCACUUCUGUCCUCAGUGCGGUGGUGGGUUCACCACAGAGGCUGAGAUGGAGGAGCACCCCUGUCCACUAGGCGGCGCUCACUUAGAGAGCAGCGGCGGAGAGGAGAGUAUCUUCCCUUGCGCCCACUGUGGGAACACAUUCAGCCACGCGUGGGCGCUCAAGAACCACGAGUGUGCUUGCGCAGCCGAGCGGCCCCACUGCUGCGAGAUUUGCGGGAAACGUUUUACGCAUUCGCGCUCGUUGGAACGCCAUCAUCUGGUGCACACGGGCGAGAGGCCGCACCAGUGCCCGUUGUGCGGGCGCAGCUUCAGUCGCCUCGGGAACCUGGAAAGGCACCAGAGGAUCCACACGGGCGAACGUCCUUACGGGUGCGACGCGUGCGGGAAGCGUUUCAGUCGAGUGGAGUACUUGAAGAGACACCAGUUGAUACACAACGGGGAGAAGGCCACGCUGCAGUGCUCCGCCUGUGGGGUCAACUUCCGCGACGUGGAGCAGCUGAAAAGUCACCAGUGUUUUUAGACACUUCAAAUAUCUCAGAGAACUGGAAUGGUAAGAGCAGCUUUUUAAAUGAAUGUGGUAGAAUUUAGGCGACUAACAUGUCUGGCAUUUGUCUGUGGUUUGAAUCUCGUAAGAAACACCUGACAAGAUCAUCAUGAACAGACUGAAAGGAACUAUAAACUACAUGAUGAGUCAACUCGUCUGCCAUUUUGACUGGAGAUAUUCUUUGUAUUAAGCCUAUAAUUAUUUAUAAAGACAAAUUGUACAUUUGUAUGUUUGUAUUAAUACUAAUCACUCUUGAAAAAUGAAAGAAUUGUUUUUUUCCCCAAUGACAGCAAUUGUAUAUUUGUCUAUGGUCAGCAUCAAGAAAUAAACAUUUCAGUU